UCUACUGAGAUUCUAUUGAUUGUUGAAAAUAAUGAAUUGUCUUUGAAAUGGCUUUUUCACUCAUUUUUUUCAUUUAAGAAAGAGUCAAUCAAUCAAAUCGACGAUGCAAUCAAUGAAAAAACAUAUAUUUUUAAUCAAUAAAAUGACAAAGAAAAAGAAACGAAAAGAUAAUGAUAAUGAUGGUGAUGGUAAUGAUGAUGAUAAUGAUAAUCAAUUAAAAAUGAAAAUCUGUGGUAUCUGUUUGGAUGAACUACAAAUCGAUCAAAUGUAUUCAAUGAUAUUAUGUUCAUGUACAUUCUGUAAACAGUGUUUAGAUGGUUAUUUUCGUUUCAUGAUCGAUAAUGGCCAUCAACAAAUCUUCUGUCCAUCAUAUAAAUGUUUAUCAAAACAAUCGAUAUCGAUUGAUGAAAUUAAAAUCAUUAUCACUAAUGAACAAUAUCGAGAAAAAAUUCAUACAUUAUUUACUAAAAAUCAAAAUAUUGAUUCAAAAUUAAAUAAUGAUGAACAGGAAAAUCAACAACAAUUACAAUGUCCAUUUUGUCAACAUCUAAUCGAUAAUGAUAAAGAUAAUGAUGAUGAUAAUAUGAAAUCUCAUUUGUUUCAAAGGAAAAUUAAGAAGGAAAAUAAUAUUGAUAAAAAUAAUAAUGAAAUUGAUAAUGAAAUUGUUGUUGUUGAGCAGCAAAAAUCUAUUCGAAUUGUCAAAUGUCCAAGCUGUUCAAAAAUAUAUUGCUCUUCCUGUUCAUCAAAACUAUCGGAUGAAAAUAGUCAACAUGAUUGUCGUGAAUUAAAUAAUUCAAUAUUAAAUGAAUUCGAUAUAAAAAGAUGUCCAAAUUGUCAUUAUUUAAUACAACGUGAAGGUGGUUGUGCACAGAUUUCCUGCCGUAAUUGUUGCCAUGUUUUUUGUUGGCAUUGUCAACAAUCAUUGGAUAAUGAUUUUCUCCUAUUUCAUUAUGAUUCUGGACCAUGUAAAAAUAAACUUGGCCAUUCACGUUUAUCAAUAUUUUUAAAUCGUACACAAACAAUUAGUAUUUGUAUCGGUAUCAGUAUUUUAAUGUUAUUAGCAUCACCGGUUAUUUUGGCAUUAUUACCAUGUGUAUUGACAAAAAAAUGUCAUCUUUAUAAUUGUUGUUGUUGUUGUUUUCAUCGUCAUCAUCAUCAUAAUCGAAGUCAUCGUCGUCGUCAUCGACAUAAUCGAAAUUAUCAAUCACAAAUGCAAACGCAACAAAAUAGUGAAAAAUCAUCAUCAUUAUCAUCAUCAUCAUCGAUAUCAUCUUCAUCAUGACGAUGAUGAAUAUCGUUGUUAUUUCGUCGGAAAAAAAAUAUAUUUUAAAAUUUUUUUUUUUGUUAUAUCAAUUUAGAAAAAAAAAUGUUUUUUUUAAUUACUCAAUGAUUAUUAUUUAAUAAUACAAACUACACAAAAACGGCAAUAAUAAUUGGGAUUUGUUGGAAACAAAAAU
Dermatophagoides pteronyssinus (European house dust mite) is the source of this 1457-nucleotide messenger RNA. Its product is annotated as putative E3 ubiquitin-protein ligase RNF144A-B. Gene Ontology annotation, molecular function: zinc ion binding; ubiquitin-protein transferase activity. The record is from RefSeq and is a predicted model, not a curated record. Lineage: Eukaryota; Metazoa; Arthropoda; Arachnida; Sarcoptiformes; Pyroglyphidae. Gene Ontology annotation, biological process: protein ubiquitination.